CCUAUAUAAGGGCGAACUUUAUUCUAACAACAAUGUAUUUUAUCUGCACAUCUUCACGAGAUCAUUAUCUUUGCAUCAACCUAUUUUCCUGGAACUUUGGAAAGUUAUCUCUUGAGUCAAAAUGAAGCCAAUGAUGAUCACCCUGUGCGUGUUGCUCUGUGUAAUGCUGAUAACCGUCGAAGGCCGGCGACACAAGCGGUCAAGCAGUUCGAGCAGUAGCGAAGAAAGCACCGGAACAGAAACAGGUACGGGUACAGGAACGGGAACUGGUACAGGUACCGGUACAGGAACUGGUACUGGCACAGGUACCGGUACAGGAACCGGUACUGGCACAGGUACCGGUACAGGGACUGGCACAGGCACCGGCACAGGAGCAGGUACAGGAACUGGAACUGGGGCGGGCGCUGGAAUUCCAGUUGUUGCCACUACGCCAGCAGCGACAGCUACAUCACCACAAGCACCUUAGCGGAGUAGUGACUCUCAAAGCAAUUCACCUUUCACCCGUGAAAUUGUUUUUUUUAUUCAAUCAUGCUAACUUGUAUUUAUUUAUUGCAACAUGAUUUUUGGAACAGGAGUCAAUAGGACAAACAGAGUGCCUAUCAAUGUACUUAUCAACAAUAAAAAAUGCAAAACCAAGUAUUAAAGGUCAAGUCCAUCCCAGAAAAAUGUUGAUUUGAAUAAUAAAG
Lytechinus variegatus (green sea urchin) is the source of this 686-nucleotide messenger RNA. Its product is annotated as period clock protein-like. The coding region runs from base 122 to 466 and encodes 114 amino acids. The transcript is spliced from 3 exons. The record is from RefSeq and is a predicted model, not a curated record. NCBI's taxonomy places the organism in Eukaryota, Metazoa, Echinodermata, Echinoidea, Temnopleuroida, Toxopneustidae.